GCCAGAGUUGGGAGAACGACACAAGGGCGUGCAGAGAGAGAGAGAGGGUAGAGGGUUUUAUAUAUAGCGAUAGAGAGAGGCGAGACGGGGAGCGGUGAUCGAGAAUAAGGGAGCGCAAACUCGAGGGGGACUCUAGAGAGAGAGACAAGGGAAGAGGAAGGUGAGGAAGAGGAGAGAGAGGAAGAGGAGAGAGGGGAAGGUGAGGAAGAGGAGAGAGAGAUAGGAAGGUGAGGAAGAGGAGAGAUAGGAAGGGCUACACGGCGGAGGGAGCCGGCGGGAGUGAAGGCGCAGGAGGAGGAGGAGCUGCCACGCUCCCAAGUUCCCCGCCUGGCAGAGAGGGGCCCUCGGCCGUGGUAUGGGAGCCCGGGGCGACCGCUGGGCCUAGAGAUGGGGCCGCGCUCGCUGCUGCUCCUGCUGCUGCUCCUACUACUGCUGCUGCUGUGCGCGUCCGUGGCCGUGUCCCUGCAAGCAUCAUUUUAUGGAGCCAGCUAUGUGGAGCUGCCACUGGCAGAUGCAACGAGCCACAAUGAGAUCUACAUCCGCUUCAAGACCGCCAGGCGCAAUGGGCUGCUGCUUGCAGUGGGCGGGCAGACUGACUACAUCCUGGUGGAGCUGCGGUCGGCCCGCCUGCAGGUUCGGAUGGAUUUGGGUUCCGGGGAGGUGAUCCUGCUUUCUCAGCCAGGCCUACGUCUCAACAACUUCCUGUGGCAUGACCUGCAACUCACCCAGGAACGCGAGAGGCUCGUCCUCACCAUUGACGAGCUCUUUCCGCUGUCACUGCGGUUGCCAGGAACUCUCUUCGAGCUCAAUGUGCACCACGGAGUCUUCCUGGGGGGGGGCGCAGCCCGGCUGGAGCACCCCUACAUGGCGGGGGCCUCUCCCGGGUUUCGUGGAUGCAUUUCUGAUGCGGUAUAUAACCAACACGACCUCCUUUCAGUGCUGGCCGGCGAGGCUGAAGAGACGUACCUGGUCCACGAGGUGACGCAGGGCUGCAGCGAUGAAUUUUCUGCCUUUGAAGAGGAUCCCAUUCACUUCCUGAACCCUAGGUCGUACGUGGCAUUUGAUACAUGGUCAGCCCGGGAGGUGGGGGUAUUUGAAUGUGUGCUGCAAACUGUGCAUCCGCAAGGAGUGCUGCUGUACCACAGCAACAGGCAGACCGACUUCAUUGCCAUGGAGAUAGUGGAUGGCUAUGUCCAAGCCCUCAUUGACAAAGGAAAUAGAAUUAGAAAAGUUAUAUCAAGUGUGAAGGUUGACGAUGGACAGUGGUAUAAAAUUAAACUCAACUUGACAAUAGCUGAAUUGCAACUCACCGUUGGAACUGAAACCGUUAAGACCUUCCUUGGUCACAAACGGAAAUAUUUGGACCUCACUGGUCUAAUGUUUGUAGGAGGAGUUGAGGAUAUCAACAUGGAGGAAAUUUUGACUCGGGGAAUUGUGUCUCUGUCAAGGCAGGGUGGACAUGGAAGCUCCUUUCAGGGUUGUAUGAGAGAUGUGAGGGUCAACCUACAAAAGCAGAGUCUCCAGGAUGCUCUAGUCACUCGAGAAAUAUCUAUAACUUGUGGAGAAGAGCUGGACGAAGAAGACCUGGACGAAGAAGAUCUUUCAAUAGACACCCCAGAUUUAUCGUUGAUUAGUCCAUCUCCUGCAGCUACUCUGCAUGGAAAUGAUAAUGAUGAUGACAAGGAUGAUGAAGUUGAUGAAAUGAAUGAGAUGCAGAACAGUGAUGCCAUAAUUGUCUUCCAAACAUUAGUAGUGCAGGAAGGUGGAGAAAACAUAUUGAAUUCUGACAAUAUAAACAUAACUGUGGACUUACACAAUGUGGGACUACGACAGUCCCAGAUAUUGUUCAGGAUAACCAAAGAGCCACGGCACGGUCUCCUGAAACUCGAUAUCCCAGGAGCCAAUGAGAGGAGGGCAUUCACUCUCCUUGAUAUUGGACACAGACGCGUCAUUUACGUCCACGAUGGCUCCGAAUCCCAUUCGGACAGAUUUAAAUUCCGUAUCCUCAUCCACAACAAAAAGGAGCUGCCUAUGUUUACAACUAAGGAAAAGGAGUACACCUUUAGGAUUUCUAUAAUGCCAGUCAAUGAUCCUCCAAAGUUGAACUUUCCAAAUGGUGACUUGUUCAUGUUGCUAGAAAACACAAGGCGUCAGAUCACAGAGAAUAUCAUGGAAGUGUCUGACGUGGAUUCGGAUGCGAGUAAUUCCUUUAUCCAUGUCACCGAUGGCUUGAGCUCAAACACUGGCUUCUUCUCAUACCGGGACUCCCCUCGUAUAAAUAUCACGACGUUCCGCUACUCGGAGGUUCAGAAGGGCGUCGUUUAUUACACGCACCGAGGGGAGCGCAGCACCCGGUUGGAGCUGCAGGCCAGCGAUAGAGAUCGCCGGAGGGGGAAGCCCAUCUGGCUCAGGGUUAUGGCCGUUCCUGUUGAGCUCAGCCUUGUGAACAACACAGGUUUGCUGGUAAACCAGGGCGACGCAGCCGUUCUGACAGCCGCAAAUCUCUCGGUGCACACAAACGCUGGCAAACAGCUCGUUGAUAUUUGGUUUACAGUUACCGAAGGGUGCAGUUACGGGAUACUACAAAAGCGCUAUUUGGGCAGAGAAUGGAGACGAUCUCACAAUUUCACUCAACACGAUCUGCAGCAAGCGCACAUUCGGUAUGAGAGCACGGACACAUCAUACCACUUUCAAAACAUCACAGACGGCUUUAAAUUUACCGUUACCGUUGGAGAGUUCACAACAGACGAACACGAAUUUAUAUUAAAUAUUUCACGUGGCACCAUAAAACUGAUUCGACAUGAGACUCUAACCAUUGCGAGUGAUAGGAGAGGAAACAUCACGAAAGAUCACGUUCUGGCGGCGGUAGGCGAUGGGCGCCCUCCAGGCUCCCCGCUUGUGUACACGGUGCUCACUCUACCGACGAGGGGCCGAUUGCUUUCCUCUCAAAACGGCCUCGAGCUCGAUUCCACUUUCACUCAGCUGGACGUUGAGCUUAACAGAGUUUCCUAUGAACUCUUUGGUAGAGCAAGGAGCGAUCAGGAGGAUGGCUUCCAGUUUAAAGUUAGCGCCGGUCAUAGCUGGUCCCCACGUUAUACGUUUCGUAUUAAAAUUGAGCAGGAUCCUUUGAGUGUCACUUUGAUAAAUGUGGGUCUAAGCGUAGAGGAAGGACAGAGCGUGCCGAUUAGCAGCCAAGGGCUCUUUGCUCGAUCCAAGGUCACCGACGUGUACCGCUUCCAUGUCGUGGACGGUCCGCACCAUGGGGUGCUGCUGAGAAACGACACUGCUGCCUCCACUGGGCUGGAGAAUGUCACACACUUUACAAACCAAGACAUACUGAACAAGCAGAUUGUCUAUGUGCACGACGACUCAGAAACUGAAAGAGAUCAGUUUGUAAUCGUAGCAUCUCCAGUGGGCAACAAACUUGUUUCUGACACAUUGCUAGCGUACAAUGAUUCGGAUGUCACUAAGCUCCGUAGCGAGGUUCAUAUCAACGUAAGGCCUAUAAAUGAUCAAAGGCCGGUGCGUGUUGUGGACAAGGCUUUCCACGUGGUGAGGGGUGGGAAAAGAUUGCUAACAACAGCAGAUGUGUGUUACCAUGACCCCGACUGGGAUUUUCACGACUCGAACCUGGUCUACAAACAGCAGAGCACAUUCAGUGGGCACCUCGUUUCAGCGAAUGACUCGGCUCACAACCUCACGGAGUUCAAACAACAAGACCUUGAGAAUGGCCUCGUUUUAUUCGUACACCGCGGAGGAGACGCGAGUCGUCUUGCGCUGACGGUUUCUGAUGGACUUCAUCGAGUGUCCGGUCUGCUGGAGAUCCGAGCUUCAGAAGCCUUCCUCGGAGUGACGAGUUCCACUGGUGUACUUGUAACGCAGGGGCAGAGCCGCGCCCUCACCGCACUUAACCUCGGCGUCUUCACAAACCUGGACAUCAGGCACGGGAACGAAAUCCAGUAUCGCGUGGCGACUGCGCCGACGCACGGCCAGUUGAUCAUCGGGGAGGUCGCCAGCGACUUCUUCACCCAGAGCGACGUCACCCGGGGCAGGGUGGUGUACGAGCACGCCAACGGCUCCGUGCCCAGGGACGCCAUCGGCCUGCGCGUGGCGGCGCACGGCCUGGAGACGCGGGCGGAGCUGCCGGUGCGCGUGCGGUUGGCGACGCACGGCACCGCCCCGGUGCUCGUGCACAACAGCAGCGGCGGCGGCGGCGUGCUGGUGGAGAGAGGCGGGGCGGUGAGGAUCACGGACAGCGCGCUGCUGGUCUCGCAUGAAGCCAGUCUACCUUCCGAAAUCACGUUCACCGUUAUAAGACCUCCGAAGCAUGGAUUUUUGAAGAAGCGAGAUGUGACCGUCCCAAAGUCGCCAACGCGGAAGCCCGAGGGCCUCGCGUCCUUCACCCAACAGGAGAUCAACGAGGAAAUGAUCGAGUACCUGCACACGGAGCUGCCUGCGACAGAGGAUUGCUUCACAGUGGACUCGUCCAAUGGCUUCAUGGAAUUACGUGGGGUGGACACGUGCAUCAGUGUUAUUCCAUCGGAGAUUGAGCUGACCAUUCAGAACCUGACCGUCGCCGAGGGAGGGUUGGCGAUCCUGACGCAAGACGGCAUAGCCAGCACAAAUCCCUUGUUUGACCGUCUGAGGCUGCACUAUGUCAUCGUGGAGCAACCCAAGCACGGACACAUUCAGAACGCUCGCAAACCGGACAUGCGGCUCGCCGAAUUCUACGGGUGGGAGGUGGCACAGGGUCUGAUGGAGUACGCGCACGAUGGCAGCGAGACCACCGGUGACAGCCUUGUGCUCAUGGCCAAUGACUCGCACCUGCACAAGCACAGCCGACCACUCACCCUGCCCAUUCUCGUGGUGCCCGUCAACGACGAGGCGCCUGCCAUCAUCGUCAACAAUGUGCUCAAGGUGUGGUUUGGCUCCGUGACCCCCAUCACUACAGCGGAGCUGAGCGCCCAGGACCUCGACUCGCCACCCGAGGAGGUGCUCUUCUCCAUCUCGCCCCCCGGCAGUGGAUACGUGGCGUUGGCUACCUUGCCCGGCAGGCCAGUGCUGAACUUCACGCAGGCAGACGUGCUUCUUGGGCGUGUACUGUAUGCACAUAGAGAUUCGAUGGAGGUGGAGUUUGCUUUCCACGUGUCGGAUGGGCAGCACAGGAGCCCGACGGAGGUGUUCCUCAUCACGGCGCAGCGCCUGCUCAUCACGCUGCAUGGAAGCCGUGUCCUGCAGCUCUACCCUGGUGCCGCGCGAACCAUUGGCAGCCAGGAGCUACGAGCGUCGACAAGCGACGAGGACCCAUUACGCCAUCGCCGCGUAUUGUACUCCGUCAGCCGGGGGCCUCGGAUGGGAGCGCUCGUACGCACAGAUGCCCCCCACAACAACCCCAUCUACAACUUCACGCAGGAUGAGGUCGACUCGGGGCUGGUUGCCUACAAGCACGGGGGCUUUUCGGAGCCGCGCUGGGAAGCCGAGGAUGACUUUGAGUUCACGGCGCUGUCACCCCCUGCACGGCCAGAGAAGCAGAACUUUCACUUUUCCAUCUCCUACCGGCACACGGACUCUGAGCACCGCAGCAGGCUGCUCGCCAACACAGGAGCAAAUGUGACACAAGGAGGAAGCGUCACGAUAGACAAGACGAACCUGGACGCAUCAAAUGUCCUGACCAAGUUUCCACCCGAUGAGCGAUUGGAUUACGAGCUCACUUUCUACGUGACGCGCUUGCCGGAGUUUGGCCAGCUCUCCGUCGGCGCCAGAAACAUCUCUCGAAGUCGACCGUCCUUUUCCCAGCUGGAUGUUGAGAGGCGUGGUCUCCAGUACACGCAGGACACGCGCGCGCUGUUUGGAGACGAAGGAGCUGCAGCUCCAUGGAAUUUUAAACGGAAGGAACCCGGCGCCGUAGCCUUUAGAGGAACCACUCGCAUUGCAGGUGACGGCACGGCAAACAAGGCAGGUUAUUUACUUCGCACUAAAAUGCACAAGGAGAUGGAGCUGAAGUUUUGGACCGACAGCUUCAACUUCAGUGUGCGGUUGACACCACGUGAUGACCAGGCAAAAGAAUCUGAGGACAUCAGUGUAAUCGGGGGAGAGACCUUUAUUAUUAGCAUUUUCCCAUUGAACAUUCACCCUCCCGUGUUCCAGAUGCAGCAGCCCACUCUCCAGGUGGUGUUGGGACAAGCAACGUUUAUUACAUCGUCGCAUCUGCUGACCACAGACAAAGACAACCAAGCGCAGGACCUCGUGUACACGCUGAUCACUCCUCCCAACAAUGGAUGGCUGGCCUUUGCAGACAACGCCACUGCCUCCAUCCAACAGUUUACUCAGGAGGACAUCGACACCAUGCAGCUUGUGUUCGUGCAGAGCGGCGGCUUGAGAUCAUCGGCUGGAUUUGACGUGAGCAUCAGUGAUGGGAAGCACCCUCCGCUUACCCAACGCAUUGUGGUAGAAGUAGUUUUGCCGUCCAUAUCUCUCUCGAACAACACGAACAUCACGAUCCUUCAGGGUCAAACAUCGGUAAACGUCACAAAUGCAAUGCUCGCUGCAGUUACAAACGUGAGAAAUGUGGCACUGCGCUACCGCAUUACAAAACCCCCAACACACGGCAUUUUAAUGAAACGCGGAACAUCCAUCGAUACCUUUGAACAGGAAGACAUCGAUGAAAUGCAUCUGAUGUACACCAUGGUAGACUUAACGUCUCCUAAUGAUAGCUUUGUGUUUGAGGUUCAUGCUCACAACGUGACCAUUUCUGGACAGGCAGUGAACAUCUUGGUCCAUCCCUUGGUUAAGAUCGGGCAAAGGCUGCAAAUCAGCCCAGGCAGUGAGGUGCAGCUCGGACAGGAUCACUUGGACUGCAGCACCCUUGCACUCUUGACUCAAAGUUCGCCCACAUUUCGCAUUAUUAAACACCCGCAGCAUGGCCAGCUCCUGUGGAAAAACACGACGCUCAGAGCGCCUAGGGAAACGGACAUCUCCCCGGUUACCCCGGGAGAUCGGCGCGUGAGGUCGCGUACGGCUGGGACGAGGGUGAACAAACGCGCGGAGCAGGUCUCGACUUUCACGCAAGACGACCUGCAUCGUGGGCGAGUUUUCCUGAAGGUGGCAGAGAGCAAUGUCAUCUUGAUUGACAAUAUGACGGCGGACCACUUCGAGUACGAGCUUUCGGCACGAGGAGUGCAGCCUGCCGUCGGGCAAUUUGUGUACGAGAUUGUAUUCCCGAGUCGCGAUCCAUUUUACGGCGUGCCGACGGCGCGGCUGUUUUUCCCUUUCAACGGUUCAAACCCGGCCGAUGUUAAUAUAACACAUUCAGUUGAAGGGUACAUAAUAAACGGAGUUGCAACAGAACAAGAUCUAACCAUGCCUACAUUUAGUGUGGAUUUAGAGAACCCAGCUCCAGGAACAUUGAACGAUUACUAUGGGGUUUCAGAGAAGACUCUGUAUUACAUAAUUCUUCCCACUUUAAUUUUAAUUGCCAUGCUGGUCAUCGUUAUCAGCGUCAUGAUCACAUACAAGAAGAAGAAAGCAAAGGGCCUGGGUCGGAGCUUCUCUUGCGGUUUCAAGGUGGGGAGGAUGGAGCGCUCCCCGGCCGUGCCGUCGGUGACCGUGACCCCCCUAGACCCGGGGCCUGCCGAGAUCUACCUCUACGAGCCGGUCCCUGACUCGUGCAUCGACGACGCGGCACUCCGCGCGCACGGCCCGGAGGCGACGCAGGGUCCGGCGCCCCCGGGCGACGACGACGACGACGACUCGCCGGGGGACGGGGACACCGACGUCUCUGCCGCGCCAUACGACUGGAGCCUCAUGGACCCGGAGCUGCUGCAGCACUACCGCACGAGCAGUCCCGUGCUCAAGGAGAGCCAGUACUGGGUGUGAGAGACCGCGCGUGGUUUCGCCCGCGCGGAGCGACCGACAUACGCUCGAUGGCUCUUUAUUGGGGGAACGCGCAUGCAACCGUCUUGUUGACAAGUGCUUCGCCAGAUGUGUGUGGCAUACACCUGCGGUCCUAGCAACAAGGAUUUGUGGUUGGUAGGUCGUGCUCAUAACGUGUGCAUGAAGUGUUCCCCUAGAACGGCUGUAAGAUGGCCAUAGAAGGCAACUUUGCAAAGUUUAAAUGUUAUUUUAUGCGUGCAUUUGCCAGUCUCGUUUCCUCGCACAUGCAAGAUUACUCAAAGGGAUCACCCAAGCAUUCCAAAAUGAAAAAGAGUCUCCGACCGAUAUGAAUUCAUCUGACAGUUUAGAUCACAUCCACCGUGGCUACAACUGUAGUUGUGGAGUAACCCCCCUAGUGCACCGUAGAUACGUGUUUUGUUACAAACAUAAUUUGGGUCAUUUUAAGAAUGCUCAUUUAAGACUAAUGACAAUAAUGUUUGGAAAUUGAAAUCAAACGCAAGUAGAAAAUAUUGCAAAGAAAGGUGAACUU
Messenger RNA from Petromyzon marinus (sea lamprey), 8422 nucleotides. Its product is annotated as chondroitin sulfate proteoglycan 4-like. The record is from RefSeq and is a predicted model, not a curated record. Gene Ontology annotation, biological process: anatomical structure morphogenesis. Lineage: Eukaryota; Metazoa; Chordata; Hyperoartia; Petromyzontiformes; Petromyzontidae.